Molecule: messenger RNA, 849 nt
Organism: Physella acuta
Lineage: Eukaryota; Metazoa; Mollusca; Gastropoda; Physidae
Molecular function (GO): carbohydrate binding
Source: RefSeq, a predicted model, not a curated record
AUGUAUUUAGAUCUACCUUGUGGAAUAGCUGUUGGUAACAUGGUUGUGCUGAAAGGUGUGUAUCUCAACGACACAGGGUUCACUCUAAAUCUGAAGAACGCCGCCAACAUCUUCCUCAACUUCCGCCCCCGCAUCAAGAACCUUCCUGUAGUCACGCUAAACUACAAGUAUAACAAUGUCUGGGGGACAGAGUGGAUCCCCCUCUACAACACAUUCCCCUUCACCGUCGGCCAGCCGUUUAGCCUGCACAUCCUGGCCGGUGGCAAUGGUUACGUCAUCUUCAUCGACGGCAAGUGGUUCAUUGACGGCGAUGCACGUAUUCGUGUCUCGCCGCUCCAGACAGAGCAGUGUGCAGUACAUCGAGCUGGGAGCGGAGGUGGCCAAGAGGUAGGGCGAAUUCAGGCGAGAGUUUUAGUGGCUGAGAAUUUGUUUUCCUUGGAGAUGGCAGAACUGGACAUUACCUUGACCUCACAAAUGUUAAUUUCAUCCAAGGUUGUGCUGAAAGGUGUGUAUCUCAACGACACAGGGUUCAUUCUGAAUCUGAGACAGAACGCCGCCAACAACACCCUCCACUUUAGACCCCGCAUCUCCAUCGUCACGAACAUCCCCGUGGUCACGUUAAACUACAAGUAUAACAAUGUCUGGGGGACAGAGUGGGUUCCCCUCUAUAGCACAUUCCCCUUCACCGUCGGCCAACCGUUCAGCCUGCACAUCCUGGCCGGUGGCACUGGUUACGUCAUCUUCAUCGACGGCAAGUGGUUCUGUAGCUUCACUUACGUCGUGCCGCCAACUAGUGCCAGAUAUUUUGAAUUCACCGGCGCGAUCAAACUUCUGGAAUUAAGUGUUUAA